Zingiber officinale is the source of this 1858-nucleotide messenger RNA. RefSeq names its product two-component response regulator-like APRR2. Gene Ontology annotation, cellular component: nucleus. Gene Ontology annotation, molecular function: transcription cis-regulatory region binding; DNA-binding transcription factor activity. The transcript has 8 exons. The coding region runs from base 272 to 1606 and encodes 444 amino acids. Gene Ontology annotation, biological process: positive regulation of DNA-templated transcription; phosphorelay signal transduction system. The record is from RefSeq and is a predicted model, not a curated record. Lineage: Eukaryota; Viridiplantae; Streptophyta; Magnoliopsida; Zingiberales; Zingiberaceae.
GAAGGAAAGGCAGACAAACAUAAGUGUUUUUUUAUGCUCGCAUUGUUUCUUAGCCAGAGAUGUGGACGUUGCUUGAUUUCCAAAUAGGAAUCCUCUGCUUAUUCAAAUUGGAGCACCAGGAACGGUAUUCCUAAAACUGCAGCACAGUUGCGUUUGCUAGGGAGAGGCAGUGAGCUUCAAAGGUACAGCAGUUGCGUUUGGUGGUACUUCGAUGGAAGUAGCAGCAUCCUGGAGAACUUCGAGAGAGGGUUGAGGUAUGAUAUGAUUAGAUAUGGUUCUCUCGGCUGAAAAUUUUGUGGCGUGGAACGAUUUCCCCAAGGGUCUCAAGGUUCUACUCAUGGAGAAAGAUGAGUCCUCUGCUUUAGAAACCAAAUCCAAGCUUGAGGAAAUGGAUUACAAAGUUUCACUGUAUCAUAACGAGGAGGAUGCAAUGGAGGCAGUUUCAAAGCAGGUCGACAACUUCCAUGUUGCCAUUGUCGAGGUGACAAGUAGUGAUCAUUGUGGGAGUUUUAAGAUCCUUGAAAUAGCUCAAGACCUUCCUACCAUUGUUAUUUCUAAUGUUCAGUGCUUGAACACCAUGAUGAAAUGCAUAGCACUUGGUGCUGCAGAGUUUCUCCAGAAGCCACUCUCUGAAGACAAGCUCAGGAGCAUAUGGCAACAUGCAGUACACAAGAGUCGUCCUGCACAGGCCUUCAAUGCCAAAUCCUUGAAGCUUAUCAAAGAUCAAAACAACCCCGAAACCAAAGAAAAAGAUGAAGAUGAAGCUGCAACAGUUACUGACAGGCUAUCGGCACCUUCAACUCCCCAGUUGGAACAAGGAGGGAGGUUUCAGCCAGAUGAAGAAUUCCAGGAAACAACAAACUGCUCGGCCUUGCCUUGUAGUUCUUCUUGUUUGCAUAGUGCAGACAACUCGCAGUCCGAUUCGGAUGGACAAAGGAAGAAGAAACUGCUGCCCAAUCCUUCAUCUCUAAAUGGUGCCAGAAACAGAAGGAAGAAAAUAAAGGUGGAUUGGACUGCAGAGCUCCACAGGAGGUUCGUGCAGGCAGUGGAACAGCUUGGAGCAGAGCAGGCCAUUCCUUCUAAGAUUUUACAACUCAUGCAGGUGGAGGGCUUGACGAGGCACAACGUAGCGAGUCACUUGCAGAAGUACAGAAUGCAGAAGAGACACGUACUGCCCAAAGACGAAGACCGGAAUCCAAUCAUGGCCUAUCCUUCUUCAUUUCAUCCACACUCAGCUCAGAUGUAUCCAGUUUGGGGUCAUCCAAGCUACCAUGGCGUUCAGAUUUGGGGUACUCCUACAAGAGGCUUAUGGCAUCCCCCUACCCAAACUUGGCCCUGGAAAUCAUAUCCUCUGGUUGCUGAUGCAUGGGGCUGUCCUGUUCGUGCGCAGUAUCCCAUGUCUUCGCCAAGGUCCGUGAUGGGCAGCGGUCUCGAAGUUGGUGGAGAAAGAAACGAGGAGGUGAUCGACCGCGCGGUGAGAGAGGCCAUGAGUAAGCCUUGGCUCCCCCUCCCUCUAGGCCUCAAGCCGCCUUCCACCGACGCCGUGCUGGCGGAGCUCCACCGCAUGGGGAUCGCCGGGACGCCCUUCACUGACCGUCGGCCGUGAGGGGGCUGUGGCUGCCACACGACCUCACGCUGUAAAUAAAAGGCGGCGGUUGUUGCUGGAUCAUCAUGACGUUGGAUUUUGUACUGGAUUCUAUCCUCCAUGAAUUCACAUAUAUUUCUGCUAUCAUACAUAAAUCAACAAACAAAAGAUCCAAAAGAACAAAUCACAUAUUAAUUAGUGUUUUGAUUACUAACUUGUUUCUUCUAAAUGUACAAUUAGUAAAAGAUGAUGAAAAAAAAUAAACAUCCACUA